Molecule: messenger RNA, 2382 nt
Organism: Lepidothrix coronata (blue-crowned manakin)
Lineage: Eukaryota; Metazoa; Chordata; Aves; Passeriformes; Pipridae
Gene: BAIAP2L2
Product: BAI1 associated protein 2 like 2
Exons: 14
Coding region: 189-1676 (495 amino acids)
Biological process (GO): plasma membrane organization; actin crosslink formation; actin filament bundle assembly
Cellular component (GO): cytosol; nucleoplasm
Molecular function (GO): protein binding
Source: RefSeq, a predicted model, not a curated record
GUGAAUUAUUAAACUCCAUCAGUGCUCCCUUUGUACCACAUCUGUGUCUUCCUGCUGUCCUUUCUUGCCAGUGACGGGCUCUUUCCAUCCAGCUGGCUGUGCAGAAGCAGAGCCCUCCAGGCCAUUAUAGCACCUGGUACUCUCCUUUGCUCCUUGCUUCUCCGUGGGAAAGGGAAUAGGCUCCAGAGAUGGAUCUGUCCUACAGAUCCACCAUCUCCAUCUAUAAGAGUAUCCUGGAGCAGUUCAACCCUGCGCUGGAGAACCUGGUGUACCUGGGGAACAACUACCUGCGUGCCUUCCACACAUUAUCCAAAGCAGCUGAAGUGUACUUUAAGGCAAUUGAGAAGAUUGGGGAGCAAGCUCUGCAGAGCUCCACCUCACACAUGCUGGGUGAAAUUCUUAUGCAGAUGUCUGAUAUGCAGAGGUUACUGAGCUCUGAUUUGGAGAUUGUGGCUCAGACCUUUCACGUGGACCUGCUGCAGCACAUGGAGAAGAACAGCAAAAUGGAUGUGCAGUUCAUCAGUGAGAGCCAGAAGCACUAUGAGCUGGAGUACCAGCGCAGAGCCACCAACCUGGAUAAGUGCAUGGCAGAGCUGUGGAGAAUGGAGAGGGCUCGUGAUAAAAAUACACGGGAGAUGAAGGAGAAUGUGAUGCGACUGCGCUCAGAGAUGCAGGUGUUUGUCGCUGAGAGCCAGAGAGAGGCUGAGCUAGAGGAGAAACGCCGCUACCGCUUCCUGGCUGAAAAGCACCAGAUGCUCUACAACACUCUCCUCCAGUUUUACAGCAGGGCUCGGGGCAUGAUCCAGAACAAGGCACCACGGUGGAAGGAGCAGCUGGAGGCCAGCCGCAACCCCUCAAACAGCCACUCACAGGGUCUGCUCGCAGCCUCCCACGGCCAGGGGUAUCCAUCAGGACGGCUCACACCCACUCACCUUGAGAUGCCCCAGAGACCCCUCGGGGACUUUGCCUCUUCUAUGACUGGCAGUAGAUCCAGCAUCUUCUCUCCAGACCCUCCAGAAAUGAGACUGUCUCCUCAGCCGGAGUCCCCCAGGCAGCCACUGAGGAGGACACCAUCAGCCAGUUUGCUCCCUACAGGCCGUACUUCCCGUUCAGGUUCCUUCAGCAAGGCCAGCAGUGGCAGCGAGGGCAGGAAGAGGAGUGGCAUGGCAAAAGUGCAGGCUAUCGUGCCCCACGCCACGGGUGCCAACCGGACUCUGCUACGGUUUGACCCCGGGGAUGUCAUCACGGUGCUGAUGCCGGAUGCACAGAAUGGCUGGCUGUAUGGCAAACUGGAGGGCUCGUCCACGUGUGGCUGGUUCCCUGAAGCUUAUGUCAAGCCUCUGGAGGAUGCGCGGGAGAUGGAAGAGCCAGACACCAGGUCUUUCCCACUGCGAAGCAGUCACAGUAUGGAUGACAUCCUGGACCGUCCCAGCACUCCCUCCUCUAGCAAUUACUGGCCUGCUGCUGCCCAGCCCAGUGUGCCGAACCCACCUCCCCUCUCGGUGGGUGCCAGCAGUCACCAGAGUGGGGCAGUCACCCCAGUCAGUUCUGGCUCCAAGAAAUCAGGAGUAUUUGACCAGCCCCCUGAACUCUUCCCACGAGGUACCAACCCCUUUGCCACAGUCAAGCUGCGUCCCACAGUCACCAAUGACCGCUCAGCACCCAUCAUUCGAUGAGGCAGGGUUGCAGAUAUUGAAGAAUUUCAGCAGAGAAGGAGGAAGAGGACAAGGACUACACAAGGACUGCCCAGCUGGGCAGCAACCUAGUGCUACCACUCAUGGAGUGACUUCUCUUUUCCCCUCCCUUACCUCUGGGACACUGGGACCUGUCUCACCUGGGUUUCUGGUGUGCUUUAGCCAGCAGAAGAUCCCUGCUGCUCUUUUUGGACUGAUCCUUGUCCCCCCUCCCCAUGUGGUGUUACUGUACUUGAGUGGGAAAAGUCUGGUUUUACAAGUGAUGGUGGCCUGGGAGAGGGGAUGCUGUUGGUCUGGGAGGCGGGGGAUGGAUGGGUAACAACAUCUGCAGCACAGGGCACUGCUAUUUUAAUAUCGAAGGUGAAGCUUUGCUAGCCCUGCUGUGGGCAGAGAAGGACUCUCACCAAACAGUUCCUUUGCUACCAGAAGAAUGAACCCCAAAAGGAGGAGGCUACAAGGUUUCCAGUGACAUGGUCUGGCUGAUGGGGUUUGUGUUUAGCUCCUUUGGCAACCAUGUCCUUUUGUAGCAGCACCUGCCCCUUCUCACCCCCAGGGCAGCCCCUUGCCUUGCUAAGCAGCCCUGGGGCAAGGCAGGAGAGGGUGAGAAUGUCCAGCACUGCUGCUGUGCUCUCUCCCUCACUGUCCUGUGGAAAAUAUGUAGGUUUUUUUAAAUAAAAUUGAGAACAUG